UGCAUAACAUCUAUGUGGAAAUUUAAAUAUGAUCAUGGCAAUGUAACAGAUUUAUUAAAUGGACUAUCUUUUGUUGGAGCAAUACUUUUGCUCUGCAUUGGAUUUAUUAAGGGAAGUGAAUGUGAUGAGACAUGUUAUAAGCCUUUACAAGAUGGAAUUACUCCAUUUGCAAAUGCUGGAUUUCUUGGGAAUUUGUCAUUUUGGUGGUUGAAUCCACUAAUGAAGAAAGGUAAGAAUAAGAUUCUUGAGGACGAAGACGUUCCUCAUCUAAGAUCAGCCGAUGGAGCAGGAACAUGUUUUGAUCAGUUCAAUGAGAAAGUGGAUAUGCUUAAAAGAAAAGACCCUUUAGGAAAACCUUCUAUAUUAAUGGCAAUACUCCUCUGCCACAAAAAAUCUAUCCUGAUAUCGGGGGUGUUUGCUCUAAUUAAGGUCUUAACGCUGACAACAGGACCGUUGUUUCUUCAUACGUUCAUCGAGGUUGCUGAAGGAAGAGAAUCCUUUAAGUAUGAAGGAUUUGCUCUAACAGCUGGCUUUUUCCUUGCCAAAUGCUUGGAAUCUUUAGCGGAGAGGCAAUGGCUCUUCAGAAGUAGACUGAUUGGACUACAAGUAAAAUCUUCACUCACUGCAGCUAUAUUUCACAAACAACUCCAUGUCUUAAAUGCUGCAAAGAAAACUCAUUCCCCUGGCCAGGUAAUGAACUAUGUCACUGUGGAUGCUCAUAAAAUAGGUGAAUUCCCCUUUUGGUUUCAUCAGAUAUGGACGACAUUUCUUCAGCUCGUCCUAGUGUUAUGUGUAAUGUACUAUUCUAUAGGGGUAGCUGCAUCAGCAGCAUUAGUGAUUGUAAUAGUAACUGUAGUAGCGAAUUCCCCGUUAUCCAAGUUGCAGCUUAAGUAUCAGACUAACCUCAUGAUAGCACAAGAUAAAAGGCUAAAGGCAAUCACGGAAGCACUCGCGCAUAUGAAGGUUCUCAAGCUAUAUUCUUGGGAGAAACAUUUCAUGGACGCGAUAAGCAAGUUGAGAUCAGAAGAAACCAAGUGGCUUUCAUUUGUACAAACACAAAAAGGAUACUACCUCGUCCUGUUUUGGUCAUCUCCUAUUCUGGUCUCAUCUGCAACUUUUGUAGCUUGUUACUUGUUUGGAGUUCCUCUUCAUGUCACCAAUGUUUUCACAUUUCUAGCCUCUAUAAACCUUGUUCAGCAGCCUAUUAGAAAUCUCCCUGAUGUUGUUGGGGCAUUUAUUGAAGCAAAGGUUUCGCUGUCGAGGAUUGUGAAAUUUCUUGAGGAACCUGACAUGCAUACAAGGGAUAUGAAGAAGAAAAGGCAAGAUGAUGUGAACAUUUGUAUAAACUGCACUGAUGUUUCUUGGGAGAUGAAUACUUUAAAGCCUACGUUAAACGACAUAAAUCUCGAUAUUAAAAAUGGUGAAAAACUAGCUGUAUGCGGUGAAGUUGGCUCAGGGAAAUCUACCCUCUUGUCUCUGAUUCUUGGAGAAGUUCCAUACAUCAAUGGCACAGUUGAUGUUUAUGGAAAGAUAGCUUAUGUUUCACAGACAGCAUGGAUUCAGACAGGGACCAUACAAGAAAACAUCCUAUUUGGAUCAAAUAUGGAACCAAAAAGAUAUCGGCAAGCUAUAGAAAGGAGUUCACUGGUGAAAGACUUGGAGAUGCUUCCAUUUGGUGAUCUUACUGAGAUAGGAGAAAGAGGUAACAAUUUGAGUGGAGGGCAAAAGCAAAGGGUUCAACUUGCUCGUGCCCUCUAUCAGGAUGCACAUAUUUACCUCUUGGAUGAUCCAUUUAGUGCUGUAGACGCACAUACCUCGACCAAUCUGUUUAAUGAUUACGUCAUGGGUGCUCUAUCAGGAAAAACUGUGCUGCUGGUAACACACCAAGUUGAAUUUCUUCCAGCAUUUGAUUCUAUUUUG
This is a messenger RNA of Solanum lycopersicum (tomato), 1920 nucleotides long. The record is from RefSeq and is a predicted model, not a curated record. NCBI's taxonomy places the organism in Eukaryota, Viridiplantae, Streptophyta, Magnoliopsida, Solanales, Solanaceae.